AUGGAAAAUAUAUGCUAUCGCUGUUCCAUAUCUGAAGAAUCGCUAAGCGAUCAUGCGUACCUAUAUUUCGACGGAUAUUUUUUAAACGAUUUUAAUAAUGCUACACCAGAAGUGAAAGCAAACAAAAAGAGUAGCAUCUUUUUAGACAAUGAUAAAAAACGGUUUUCAAAGUACGUAGCGGAUCAGUGUAAGAACACGAAAGAAGGAGACUUGCAAAAUGUGUAUAAGAAUGUGUACACGAAUUUAUACCUAUGUAAAAUGUGCAACGGGCUACACAAUAUAGAUUUGAUACUUUUCUACAAUAAGAAUAGUUGUUUCCAUCAUGAAGUGUUAAAGGGAAAUUUCCCUAUCAGCGCAGAAGAGGAAAAAAACAUGAACAGUGUAUUUAAUAGCAUAAAAAAUAUACUUGACCUUCUGAACAAUAUUGAUAUAGUUUUUUUUUUCCUCUACUUACACAAAACGAAGCAAAUUUUUUGCCAAGUGGAAAAUGUUACACAUGACACAUUUCACCGUAAUUGUGAACGUAUAGAAAAGUACAUUUUAAUACCUCCCAAAAAAAGAAGCAAUAAUAUUUCGAAUAAACAAAUCCGAAAGACAUUUGCAUAUAUUUUGAUUUAUUUUUACGUAACAUUUUACCAUAAAAUAUGUGAUAGUGUGUCCCUAAGUGUGGCCCAAACUGAAUUCGUUAUCAAUUUGUACAAACAAACUAUGUUAAUUUUUAAUGUUAAUACAGGUGUACACCAUACCGUAAAGAGCAAUCAGUCGUCUGAAACAGCGCAUAAAUGUAACAGUGCAAAAUAUCGCCUUUACAAUAAAAAAAGAAAAAUAACCGAUGAAAGCGGUGUGGAUGAAGAAGCUGCAAUAUUGCAUAAUGACGAGGUUCACGAUAAUGAAGAUUAUGCCAAAAUUGACGAAGAAAAUGAAGACGUAGAAAACAAAACAAAUGCCACAAGUCCGUCCGAUGAAGGGAAAAGUAGAGAAUCAGAGUUUUCCCCCGCACCUCCAACCCUCGAUGUAUACAUAUCACUUAACAACUUAUGCAUAUGUGGCUACUACAAUAAAUAUAACAAAGAAAUGUCACAAACCAAGUGGUUCAUAAAUAAUGAAUCCCAAAGUGCAUUGUCAGUGGAAGAAUGCAUUUAUCACAUUUUUAAAAAAACAUUCCGAUCCACUAAUGAGGUCUUUAUGGCAUCCGGAAGGGAAGACAAAGAUGUGCGAAUGAUGAACAUAGGAAGACCCUUCGUCUUUGUCAUGAAGGAAACUAAAUUCUCCUUCCUAAAUUUUUACCUGUUUUUUAGUAAGUUAAAAAGGAUGGAAUUAACUGACCCUGCUUGUGGUACCUCCCUCGAUAUUAAAACAAUAGAUCAGAUAAAUCACUUUCUUCAACAAGGAAAAUGUGCAGGUGACAAUUCUGUAAGAGAACGCGUGUCCAUAUUGAACGAGGACAAUUCCCUCCUGCAGAGAAUUAACAACAGCUAUGCACUGAUAAACAAAAAAGACACCAUUUCAUUGUACCAUUUAGACUCCCAUAAAGUUCUUGCAGAACAAGACAAGGGCAAAACUGUGCAGGAGCAGAAGAUACACAGUUUGAAUAUUUCGCGUAACUACAAUAAAGAGCUAGAAGUGCUGCUAUCAGGUGAGUCCAUCGGAGCAAACGAACUGGGAAAUAUUGAUCCAAUUGAGAAAAAAGAUCCUAUUUACCCAAAUGAUGCCAAGAAAAACUGCGCAAACGCAAAUUGUGACCCUCUUAACGGAUGUGUAACCCCAAAUAAAGCGGCCAAUAUGGACAUCUUAAAAAAAAACGUCACACAUAAUGCCAAUCGAGACUCUAAUAUGAACAACCUUGUGGACGUAAAAUUCAGUAACGUUGCUUUUAGCACAAAUUAUGCCUUGAUAAAAAAAAUUAUGAAGUAUGGUGAAGAGAGAAAAAAGGCCUAUAAAUGCAUUAUAUACCACUCCUCCCCAAUGACUAAAGAAAAAAUACAAAAAAUAAAUCAAGACAUUUUAAGUUAUGAUAAAAACGACAACUGUGUAAUUAGCGUAAUACAAAAAACUCCAAUACGGGUACUCCAUAGAAGGAGCCUACUAAAACGGGAAAGGAAAAUUUUUGAAUUCAAUCUUGUUUUUGUUCAUGAACAUUUUUCUUUAUUACAUUUAUUGGCGCAGUCAGGGAUGUAUAUAAAAGAGUUCGUUAAUGGAGACAGAGGAAGAACUUUUCCAAACUUGAAGCACUUUUUUGGGCAGGACACGUUCGUUAAUAUAUUGAACUUAGAUGUAUCAAGUUUUACCUACGAUUUAAAUGUCCAGUAG
Plasmodium fragile is the source of this 2310-nucleotide messenger RNA. RefSeq lists its product as uncharacterized. The transcript has a single exon. The record is from RefSeq and is a predicted model, not a curated record. Gene Ontology annotation, biological process: tRNA pseudouridine synthesis. Gene Ontology annotation, molecular function: pseudouridine synthase activity; RNA binding. NCBI's taxonomy places the organism in Eukaryota, Apicomplexa, Aconoidasida, Haemosporida, Plasmodiidae. The coding region runs from base 1 to 2310 and encodes 769 amino acids.